Messenger RNA from Anopheles stephensi (Asian malaria mosquito), 1946 nucleotides. Its product is annotated as ER lumen protein-retaining receptor. Bases 733 to 1371 code for a protein of 212 amino acids. Gene Ontology annotation, molecular function: ER lumen protein retrieval receptor activity. Gene Ontology annotation, cellular component: endoplasmic reticulum; cis-Golgi network; membrane. The record is from RefSeq and is a predicted model, not a curated record. The transcript has a single exon. Gene Ontology annotation, biological process: endoplasmic reticulum to Golgi vesicle-mediated transport; protein retention in ER lumen. Lineage: Eukaryota; Metazoa; Arthropoda; Insecta; Diptera; Culicidae.
UAAACCGUUAGAAUGGAUAUUUGAAAAAAAUAUUAUAAAUUUUAGUGCAAAGUGCACACAAUUCAGCAUAAAUCACAAAAAUGGAACCAAAAAUCUAAAAAAAUUAAAUUGAAUUCGUCGACCAAAAACCGCCAUUUGAUUGGCCCAGUGUGCCAACUGUUCCGUGCUCUAUAUACCUUGGUGCUGCUGGUAGAUGUCAAAACUAUCAACGCCAUUUUAAGAAUAAGGAAAAACAUCAAUAAGAAGAAGUGUUUACACGUCAGUCGGUCGGUGUCCGGUUGCUUCGAUAUUUUCAGUAAAAAAAACCGUGAUAGUAGUGAAAAAAACCACUUUCUGGACAUCUUUAGCUCGAUCCUUUCGGGUCAGGCUCAUCGGCGCAGAGGCGGAAGUGACGGAAGACUGAUCACGACAAAGUUACCGGCGACACGGCUACGUGUGCAGAACAACCCCUUCUUGUUUAGCCUGCGUGUAUAUUUUGUGUCAUCCCAUCCCAUCAUCUGCGGCAGGUCGCCUUCUUCUGUGUGUGUGCUGCAGUUGAACCGACCAUUCUCGGGAAACUCUUUGCCGUAGAACCGACAACAAAUUGCUACGAGAGUGUGGUAGACACAAUCCAACUAGUUUAAGGAAACAGACGAGGGAAACCCCUCCCUUCCCGUGCAUUUGACCAAAGGCCGGACAAAUUUCGUCACACAUCCAGAACCCCGCAACACAGGAGUGGAGUAAUUUGCGAAAAUGAAUAUUUUCAGAUUGGCUGGCGAUUUAUCGCAUCUGCUUGCAAUCAUUCUACUUCUGAUAAAGAUAUGGAAAACCAGAUCAUGCGCUGGCAUUUCCGGCAAAUCGCAAAUUCUGUUCGCUAUCGUCUAUAUUAGUCGCUACCUGGAUCUGGUAACCACGUUCAUCAGCGUAUACAACACCUUCAUGAAGCUGGUUUUCAUCAGCACCUCGGUGGCCACGAUCUAUCUGAUGUACGUCAAGUUUAAAGCGACCUACGACCACAACCACGAUUCGUUCCGCAUCGAGUUCCUGCUGGUACCGUGCUUCCUGUUGGCUCUGCUGAUCAAUAACGCCUUCACCCCGCUGGAGAUUCUGUGGACGUUCUCCAUCUAUCUGGAAGCGGUUGCCAUACUGCCCCAGCUGUUCUUGGUCAGCAAAACAGGCGAAGCGGAAAGCAUCACCAGCCACUACUUGUUCGCCCUGGGCUCAUACCGCGCGCUGUACUUGCUGAACUGGAUCUACCGAUAUUACGCCGAGGGCCACUACGAUCUGAUUGCCAUCUUUGCCGGCGCGAUCCAGACGAUCCUGUACUGUGACUUCUUCUAUCUCUACAUAACGAAGGUCCUUAAAGGCAAAAAGCUACAACUUCCGGCGUAAGUGGCUUCGGGUGAACAGUAGCAGCGAGGCAAUCGAUGUUAAACAAUCGAACGGAUUAAUUGAAGAGCAAUUCCUCCUGGCCUGGGUUGAAGCCGCAGCAACGACAUCAAACAAUACAUUUACAAUUGAACUUGCAUCUUGGCCGUGAUUGUGUUGCGACCGAACAUUAACACAACAACAAAAAACGGGAAGAGAGAAAGGGCAGAACAAGUGCGCGCCAGUGAAUUUAGUUGUGGUUAGGAAAAAGAUAAGAGCCACACCAACCAAUGCAGACACAACAAAGCAGUACAAUGUGAGGUCUUCGGAGGAGGGACACUGCGGACAGCUGCGCGACUUUAAUUUUAUUUCUACAUCCCCUGCUAACCAUUCUUACUAUUCCGUUAUGUGGCGAGCUAAACUCUUCCUGCUACUUGUGUAUUUGUGUAUUUCUAGGCUUAGAUGAGGAAAUGUUAAGAUGGAAUAAUGCUAAAGAUUGCAUACGAUAUGUAGGAAGAAAGUAAAACCUUAACAUACUAUUAGCACAGUUUAGCAUGCAAGAGAUACAUUCAAUAAAUAAUGGAAAACUGAACACAUCA